GCCAUAUUGUGUAUGCAGCGCGGGUCAGUGGCGCGUGUAUAUGGGUCUUUCGUGAAUAUUUUCUUCCUUACGUCAAACGCGCGUAGAGUGCAUGAAUUUGUCUGUUCGAUCAACAGGGCAUAUCGCACGUGUAUCAUGGAUCCGUCUAAAUUGAAAGUGGUAGAGUUGCGCGCUGCGCUAGGCGAGCGCGGCCUCGACACCAAGGGCAACAAGCCAGUGCUCGUCGAGCGGCUACGUAAAGCGCUGGAGGAGGAAACACAGGAGUAUGAUUCAGCUUUGCAUACCGAAAAUAUAAGUGAUACAACUUUAAAGGAAACACAAGAGAGAAUUAUAGAAGGUAUGCGAUUAUCACAACCACCGAGAACACCUAGUAGAGCAUCUAGGAGUUCCUCGAUGACAACUCCGACAAAAGUUUCCACAAGAAAUACAUCAAGAUCAUCUACAACUCUGAAUUCUUCAAAGCAAUCCACUCCAAGUAAAUCUCAGUAUGGUGAAAAAGCAUAUGAAACAUUGAUGACAAUAUCAGAAUCCAUCUCUGAAGAAUCUGUAAUGCAACAGGAGGAAACGUCUAAAUUAUCUCCUGAAAAGUAUAGAGAGGAACAAGAAGACACAUCAAAUAUUGUUCAAAAUAAAAUUUAUUCGUCAGUAUCUGAUAAUUAUGAAGAGGAAGAGGCAAAACAUGUUGAUAUUGUAGAAGGUAGUAAGUAUUGUGAAGAUGUUCUCAAAGUACCUGCGAUAGAAUCAUCUGAGAAACCUAGUACAAUUACACAUAUAGAUCAAUUUUCUAUAAUUCAAGAAGAUCAUCAAGUAAAGAGAUCUAAUGUAGAUGAAGAUAAUGAAGUCCAGACAACAGAAACAAAAAAUGUUACAAAAUUGGAAGAAAAAACAGAGAUUAAGGAUGGCAUUAAUAAAACACAAGAUACUUUUAAGAAAAGUAUUAAAGAGGAUAUUUCAAUUGAAGAAAACAUUGAACAUACAGAGGAUAGAUGUAAUAUUAAGGAUAAUAUAAACAUUCCGGAAAUUGAACAAUCAACACAUGUGAUACCUGAUCAGGUAGAUAAAAUGUGUGAUAUUGAAUUAAAACAUGACGAAAAACCUAUUAAUGAUGAUUACAUAGUGCAAGAUGAAAAAAUGGACAUUUCAGUUAAUGUAAAACAUAUAGAUGAAAAAUUGGAUAGCACUAAUAUUCCAAAGGAUAAACAGAUUACAGAAGAUUCAAAUCAAAUGGAAUGCAAUGACAGAAAAAGGAAAAGAUCUUCUAGCCCAGCAGAGGUCCAUCAAGCAUCUCCUGUAUCACAAAAAACAGAGGAUGAACCAGAUCUUGAUGAAUCUGUUGUAAUUUUAUCAUGGUAUGAUUCAGAUUUGAAUCUAGUUAUCAAUAAAAAUGGAUUUCUGUCAGCUACACCUAUGCACGAUAGUGAUCUCUGUGAUAUGUGGGCUGGUGCAAGAGCAUCUCAUGGUGUCUUACAUGGAAAAGUCUAUUACGAAAUCAGAAUUACACAACAUUCUAUUGUUACAAAAGAUGAAAAACAUUCGCACAUACUUAGAGUCGGUUGGUCAGUACCCUCCACAUCUAUGCAACUUGGCGAGGAAAAGUUAAGUUAUGCAUAUACAAGUGCUGGACAGCAAGGUACCGACAUGAAAUUUACAGACUAUGGAUUUCCAUUUGGCAAGGACGAUGUAGUAGGAUGCUACCUUGACAUGACUCCAGAGAAUACUGUAGAAAUGUUUUACACAGUAAAUGGCAAAAAUAUUGGAUCGGCGUUUAAUAUUUCCAAAGAGGAACUCGGUGACAGACCAUUAUUCCCACACAUUUUGAGUAAAAAUUGCACAUUUGUCUGUAACUUUGGCCAAGAAGAAGCAUGGUGUGAGCAAAUCCCGGAAUAUAUUUUAAUGGGUAAUGUCGAACCAAAGGAAAGAAUCGCAGGCCCGCGUAGGCCAGAUCGAAAAACAGAUUGUGAAGUGAUAAUGAUGUGCGGUUUGCCCGCGGCGGGGAAAACUACAUGGGCGAGGAAGCAUGCAAUUGAUCAUCCAGACAAAUUGUACAAUAUUUUAGCACUCCAUAGCUUGGUUGAGAAAACUGGAGAUGUUGCUUUAUCAGAUCAAGAACAAAAUGUCUGUCGGCGAGAAAUUGUUAUUGAUAGAUGCAAUCGUGCACUCGAUCAAUUAAUCGAUAUAGCAGGUGGCAGAAGGCGUAACUAUAUAUUAGACCAGAAGAGCAACAUAUAUUCUUCUGUACAAAGGCGUAAAAUGCGAAAUUUUUAUGGAUAUCAGCGCAAAGCAGUUGUUGUUGUGCCAGCGGAUGAGGAAUAUAAUCAACGUUUGUCCAUGUACAAUGCAAAUGGAGGGAAUGUUUCAGAAUCCAAUCUCACAGAACUGAAAGCAAAUUUUACUGCACCUUCGGUGGGAGAAUCUUUCGACGCAAUAGAAUGGAUCGGUCUUAGUGAAGAAGAAGCUAAAAAGCUCAUCGAGAAGUAUAACAAGGAGGGUAAGGAGGCUGGAUUUAAUCAGCGACCAACGGCAAAACGACCACGUCUCGAUAAGACUGAAAGUAACAAAGAAACACGUGAUUCACGAAACAAUCGGGACACUCGAGAUCGAAGAAAUAAUUAUCAAGACAGAGGUCGCAAUUCUUGGCGCGGUGCUAAUAUGGGAGGUUGGAGAGGAGAGAGACAAAGAGGCGGUUAUAUGAGACACACUGGUGGUUAUGGACCUCCUGUCCCAUGGAGAUUACGAGGACGAGGCGGACCCGCAAUGGUGCGAGGUGCAGACAGAAGAGCCGGUGGCGUCGAUAGAAGACCGGGAAAUGAUAGAAACCGACUUGUACCAAGGCAAAGUGGUUGGGGUCCCAUGAGCGGGAAUUAUCAAGGAUCACAACAGUCUGGUUGGGGUCAACAGGACAAUUGGUCAGGUAGCCAGGCCCAAGGAAAUUGGAACCAACAAAGCUGGGGUCAACAACAGUGGGGAGGUGGUUGGAAAGGAUAUGGUCAAAGCACAUAUAGCCAGACAGGAUACAAUCAACAUGGAUAUGGCAACGGUAAUUGGAGUAGCUGGAAUCAACAGUAUUACAACAACCAGUAUUGGGGUCAACAAUCACAGAGUGGACAGACAACUGCAGCUGGCGGCCAAGCUGAGAUUACGAGUGAAAUGGUUGCAACUACUUCUACCAAUACGGGAGCAGGAUAUAGUUAUUCACAAGGAUAACAAACUUAUACGCGAGGACGAGCGUACCCGCUCUAAGUACUACACGACAGCAAUCACUACACAACAGUCUCAUUCACAUAAGUAGAAAAAAGAACUCUUGUGUCACUAUUAUAUACAUCACGAGAUAUAUAUAAAUAUAUCCACAAAUGUUUGAGUUUCUUCGCGAUAUAUAAGUCAUAAUACAUAGAAUAUUAUAUCGACAUUGUCGAUAACAGCGGAUUGCGCUUUCUUAAUUCCGACAAAGAUUCGCACAUGAUUUUUUCAUCUCUGUAAGCAAAACAUUACCAUUACAAGAAUUAUAAAGUAAGACCCUUAUAUGUACAAUAGACUUAUUGCAACAAACACAAGUUGAGAAAAAUCAAUCUUGAAAUAUAAUCGACUAGUAAAUUUCGAUUUUUAUCGGAAAUACAGGUCUAAUAAUCUAAGUGCAUUCAAACGAUAAUGUAACAUUCGCGCGAGAAAGAAUAUAACUUUUUAUCGCAUCUUUAAAAUCCGUAAGGAGGAAGAGUACUACGUAUGGGUACAAGUCACGCAAGUAGUAUUAAAAGUUGGAAAGAAAGGAUAGCAAUCACCUUCAAAAACUCAUGUAAAUAUGUACAGAUCUAAAGUAAAGAAAUUACACAG
Molecule: messenger RNA, 3828 nt
Organism: Pogonomyrmex barbatus (red harvester ant)
Lineage: Eukaryota; Metazoa; Arthropoda; Insecta; Hymenoptera; Formicidae
Biological process (GO): alternative mRNA splicing, via spliceosome
Cellular component (GO): nucleus
Molecular function (GO): RNA binding; protein binding
Source: RefSeq, a predicted model, not a curated record